AUGUCUACUAGUCCAUUCACCAUCGUUAGUCUUGCUUUAUUUGGAUUUAUUUUAAAUCCAAUAUGUAUGAUCGAUAUUUGUAAUAAUAAAUCGAAUGGUUUUUAUACUAAUUAUACAAAAAAUAAUGAAAAUGGUGCUUGGUUUUCUAUUCAAUUAUUGACAAUACCAAAUAAAACAUAUUAUUAUUCAUGCUCAUAUCUUCUUUUAUUAGAUUUACAAGCAAAAGAAUGUAAACAUUAUUCACAAGUACAAUGUGGUAAACGAUUUGAACCAAAAGAUGCUUGCGAUUAUCGUCAUCCACAAAUAUAUAAUUCAAUAGAUAAAAGACCCUGUUGGCUAACACCAAGUUGUCGUCAUAAAGAAAAUGGUCUUUAUGGACAUAAAAUACAAGAAUGUUCGUCUUAUUAUGAACGUAAAGAUAAACGUUUUGUUAGUUCCAUAAAAUGUCCAACAAAUAUGCGUUUUUCUGAUAAAUAUAAAAUAUGUUUAUUUACAUUAUUUAAUUGUAAAAAUAAGACUAUAUAUCAAUUUUAA
Molecule: messenger RNA, 534 nt
Organism: Rotaria sp. Silwood1
Lineage: Eukaryota; Metazoa; Rotifera; Eurotatoria; Philodinida; Philodinidae
Source: the annotation of a GenBank genome assembly